Molecule: messenger RNA, 1023 nt
Organism: Plasmodium gaboni
Lineage: Eukaryota; Apicomplexa; Aconoidasida; Haemosporida; Plasmodiidae
Product: microneme associated antigen
Exons: 1
Coding region: 1-1023 (340 amino acids)
Source: RefSeq, a predicted model, not a curated record
AUGCAGGAUUUUUUUUUAAAAUCCAAAUUCAACAUUCUAAAUAGCACCUUAUUCAACAAUUUUUAUAAAAGAAAUAACAAAGAUGAAUAUUUUAAAAAAGAUAAAAAUAAUAUUGAAGAUUUAAGCAUGAUCCAAAAUUAUGAUUAUGAAAAUGAAUGGAGAGAAAAUAAUAAGAAAAAUAAAAUGGAAAGACCAAACCCUGAAUUGAAUGAACAACUUAUUUAUUCAUAUUAUAAUCAUUUUAAUAAUAAUUUUGAACAUUAUAAUAAAGGUACACAAAAAUUAAAAGAAAAAUUAAAAGACAAAUAUAAUAACGAUGAAUAUAAUCAAGACAAAUAUAAUAACGAUGAAUAUAAUCAAGACAAAUAUAAUAACGAUGAAUAUAAUCAAGACAAAUAUAUUUACGAUGAAUAUAAUCAAGAACAUAAAUAUGAAGCAAGUAAUAUAUUUCAAGAUAAAAAUAAAUUAAAUGACAUGAACAAUUUUUACAAUAAUUUUAAUAAAAACAAUUUAUUUAAUUAUAAAAAUUUUCAAAAUUGUGAUAAAAAUUUUUUAUAUUUAUUAAACAAAAAAAAUAAUAACAAUUCAACAGAUGAAAUUAUAUUAGUUGAUGAAUUUAAAAAACUUAAAAACCAUGUUCUUUUUUUAGAAAUGAUGAAUGUGAACCUACAAAAACAAAUUCUAGCCAAUCACUUAAUUAAUACUCCUAAAAUUAUGCCUCAUCAUAUAAUCAUAAAUAAUAAAACUGAAGUUUCUUCUAAUGCUGUAAGUGAAAUUCAAAACAACAAAGAUAAAAAAAAAAAUGCAACCUUUUAUAUGUUAUUCAAAAAAAUAUUUAGUAGCAGAUUCAAUCAAAUGAUCUUUGUAUCAUCCAUUUUUAUUUCUUUCUAUUUAAUUAAUAAACAUUGGCAAAGAGCUCUUAAAAUUUCACAGCUACAAAAAAAAAUUAAUUCAAAUUUUUUAUUAAGAAGUGUAAGAUUAUUUGAAGAAUCUUUGGGCAUAAGGAAAAAUAAAUAUAUAUAA